Molecule: messenger RNA, 342 nt
Organism: Gongylonema pulchrum
Lineage: Eukaryota; Metazoa; Nematoda; Chromadorea; Rhabditida; Gongylonematidae
Source: the annotation of a GenBank genome assembly
AUGUUUAUAACGGUAGCGGCGUGGCAUAAAGCCGAAAAAAUCUAUCCAGGUUCGGAUCAUGGGACGCUGAAGGCCCGUAUGGUGGAUGCAAUGUCCGAAUCGGCAGUUGCAAUAUUUAUUACAAGUUUUACGGAUGUUCUGUCAUUUGCUAUCGGCUGCUUUACGGACAUCAUAGCAGUUCGCGGAUUUUGCGCCAUGACUUCUGCUUGCAUGUUCUUCACAUUUCUCUAUCAGGUUCCUUGUAAUUUUUCGAAAUUUUUGAAAAAUUGUGAAAGAAGUGGUAAGAAUGAGAUGUCACUUAAGCAAUGUGACGAAUGUUUAAUUUUACACGAUGUUAUUUGA